This is a messenger RNA of Cottoperca gobio, 2642 nucleotides long. It is a transcript of the gene rspo3, whose product is annotated as R-spondin 3. NCBI's taxonomy places the organism in Eukaryota, Metazoa, Chordata, Actinopteri, Perciformes, Bovichtidae. The record is from RefSeq and is a predicted model, not a curated record. The transcript is spliced from 6 exons. Bases 796 to 1791 code for a protein of 331 amino acids.
GAAGUCAUCAGCCGCCCGGGGAGUGAAUAGGUCUUGCACGCAAAGCAGAAAAGCGCUGAAACUGCGGAGAUUUACUUUGGUUCAGUUGCCUGCCGCCGACAGCGAGCGAGAGGAGGUGUGUGUUUGACAGCCAGAAAAACUACUAGACCUUUAAUUUACAGAUUUUUUUUCUUCAUAACUAGAGUUGGUGGUGGCUUUUAAUUUUUCUGCUUAUGAUGCUGGGAUGAAGCCGAGACCCUGAGCGCGCCUGGCACAUUAGGGUAUCCACACACACCGGGACGCACGGCGCAUCUCCGCUGAGAGAAACGGGGAGAGGGAGAGAAAGGUCAAUUUGGAGUUCUGCAUAUGGAUAUGAUAUCUUAAACUUUUUGAGAGUCAUGUUAAUCAUAAAUAAUAAUUCUAAUCAUCUUUUUGACCUAAACUAAUGAUUGGUUUUGCUCUCCUGCGCGCAUCUGAUGAGAAUCGAGCUUUUUGGCGUGUUUGUUUGUUUCUUGUUUUUUUGGAAGGCAUGUUCUUUAUCACAGCACGGAUAACGGAUCCCUGACUCAGUCUGGCUUUCAUAUGAACAUAUGAAUAUCCUAUCCAGGAUGUUACAGUCUAAGCGGCCCAGGCAUCAUUGGGCCGUACACUACCACCAUCACAUAUCACCAGCACAAAGCUGGACCCCCUGCUGUGUCUAGGAAUAACUGAUCCUCCACACUCUGCCUCCGUGUAGGGGAAGAAAACGGAAUCUUAUCCAAUAAGUGACUUGGUGAACAUUGACAUUGGCUUUACGAGUCUCAUCUCUGGGCUACUAUGCAAUUACAACUGAUCUCCUUUGUUUUGAUCAUCUUGCACUGCAUGGAUUACACUGGAUGUCAGCAGCACAGCAGCUCCAGGCACCGGCAACAUAAACAGAUCUCUGGUGUGAGCUCAGGGUGCCAGCAGGGUGGCUGUCUGACCUGCUCUGACUACAAUGGCUGCCUGUCCUGCAAGCCGCGCUUCUUCAUGCAUUUGGAGAGGAUUGGGAUGAAGCAGAUUGGAGUGUGCAUGACUUCCUGCCCUCCGGGCUUUUACGGCACACGCUCCCCAGAAAGAAACACCUGCACAAAGUGCAGGUCGGAGUGCGACUCCUGCUUCAACAAGAACUUCUGCACACGCUGCCGAGCAGGAUUCUACCUUCACCUGGGCAAGUGCCAGGAGAACUGCCCCGAGGGGCUGGUGCGCAGUGACACACAGAGGGAGUGUGUUCCUAGAUGCCCUGUGGAGUGUGAGGCAUGUGUGAACAGUGAGACAUGUACGAGGUGCCGGACAGGCCUGUACCAGCUCAGCGGGAGGUGCCACCAUAUCUGUCCAGAGGAGUACGAGCCCAAUGACAAACUCAUGGAGUGCACACUACAAGUGCACUGCGAGGUGGGUGAGUGGAGCGAGUGGAGCCCCUGCUCUCGCACCGGUAGAACCUGUGGGUUCAAGCGGGGCCAAGAGACCCGCACACGGCAAGUUCUCCAGUACUCAUCGGCCUUUGGCAAUCCCUGCCCUGAGAUCUCUGAGAUCAACGAGUGCCUGGUCAAGAGGAGGAAAUGUCCAGGUGGACGGAGGAAGAAUGAGCGAAGAGAACGGAGGAAUCGCAACAACCGGAAAGAUAAGGAGAACCCAGAGGGCCGACGGGAGAGGAAGAGAGAGAGGGAGCGAGAGAGGGAGAGAGACACAGGUGAACGUGAGGACUCUGAUAACAGAAACAAAACGGAGCACAGGCAUCGCAGAGGCCAUGACACAGAACCAGUCUCCCCUGAAGACGGCCUUGUACAGUAGUGCUCUGGACAGACAAAGUCUAGCGCCUCCCCACCCUACUCCUGUCAUCCUCCCAUUCUUCCUUCUCCAAAACUCCCCCAUCCUCACCCACUGUUCACCCCCCUCGACCCCUCUCUGCAGGGGUGUUGCUGCUACCUGUAUGAUUUGAAUAUAAUGUUUAUGCACAAGUGGGAUGGGGCACAUUCAGCCACAAGGCUCGGGCCACUAUGGACUUUAAAAAGUCUUUUUUUUUCUACCCUGUAGCCUCUACUCCUUCACUUCCACCACUGAGAGAGUGUCUCUGUUGAAAAGUGCAGGAGACACUGCUGAGACUGCUGUUGGGACUGAAGAACAAAGUGAGAAAUGUCAGUGACUGUGUGGAGGACUGGCAGACAGAUGGACAGACGGACAAAGACGUUAUAUUAUGUUCUUGUUGAUAUGGUUAUUUAAUGGGGCCCUGGUACAACAUUGAGCGUCUUGGUUUUUGAAUGUAGAUUUUGCAACAUUAUGUAGAACAAUUGUUUAUUAUUGUUGUUCCUGUUCUUUAGAUCUCUUUACUUUAUUUGGUGCAGAAUUUGUAAAGAAAAAAAUAAAAAUGAGUUUGCUAUUGCCAUCUUCAUAAUCACUACAAAUGUCAGAUGUGGGAGAACCUGCAUGCUGUGAAUCAUAGUACAGUUAAAAACCUAAAAAAAAAAACAUUAACAUGUGUUCUGUAUGUCUUGGACAAAAAGCUAGUUUUAUCCAGUGAUAAAUCUAAUCUACCAUUGUUUUUUUCUUUUUGUGUAAAAGGAAUCUGUGCUCUCAGUAAAGCUCCUUGACUAGGAACCAAAAGCACCUGUAUGUCAAAUAAAACUAUAAUGGGUUUGUACCUG